CCUCAGUUAGUACAAGCCUGCUUCCAUGGUGAUCCAGAUGAAGUCCGAGCAUUGCUUUACAAGAAAGAAGAUGUCAAUUACCAGGAUGCUGAGAAGAGAAGCCCAUUACAUGCGGCAGCGUACUGCGGAGAAGCGGAGAUCGCUGAUCUUCUGAUAAUGAGUGGAGCACGCGUUAACACUAAGGACAACAAAUGGCUGACUCCUCUCCACAGAGCAUGCUGUUCUAAGAGUGAUGACACAGUUGAAACAUUGCUAAGACACCAGGCGGAUGUGAAUGCGCGUGACAAGAACUGGCAAACUCCGCUACAUGUAGCAGCAGCGAACAAUGCCGUGAGAUGUGCCGAGUAUCUAAUACCGCUACUGACCAACGUCAAUGUAUCAGACCGCGCUGGGAGAACCAGUCUACAGCAUGCAUCAUUCAAUGGCCACAAAGAGAUGGCUAAGCUUCUGCUAGAGAAAGGAGCCACAAUAAAUGCAUUUGAUAAGAAGGAUCGCCGGGCCAUACACUGGGCGGCUUACAUGGGGCACACAGAGCUCGUCAGAUCUCUAGUGGAGUAUGGGGCAGAACUCAAUUGUAGAGAUAAACAGAUGUACACGCCCUUACACGCGGCGGCCUCUAGUGGACAGGUCAGUGUAGUCAAGCUCCUCCUAGAGCUGGGAGUGGAGGUGGACGCGGUCAACGUCCACGGAAACACCGCCCUCCACAUCGCAUGCCUGAACGGACAGGAUGUGGUGGUCACGGAACUCCUGCAGUUUGGAGCAUCCAUUAAUGCUGUGAAUCACAGGGGAAUGACUCCCUUACAUUAUGCGGCCUCGUCCACACACGGAGGGAUUUGUCUGGAGAUCUUAGUGACAGAGGGGGCCAAUACAAAGACACAGACACCAUCUGACUCCAAGGGACAAGAAAGUGAUAAAAAACCAAGGAAUAAGUGGGCAGAUAUUGAUGUGUGUGAUAAGUUUGGAAACACCCCCCUUCAUAUAGCGGCGAGAUAUGGACACGAGUUACUGAUAAAUACACUACUGGAGAAUGGAUCUGAUCCAAUGAAGCGGGGGACCAGUGGUAUGCUCCCGGUCCACAUCGCGGCUCUGAAUGGCCACGUGGACUGUGUGAAGAAGCUCCUGACUGCUAUGGUAGAUCUGGAAAUUGACAUCACGGACAACUUUGGUAGAACCUGUCUCCAUGGAGGGGCGUGUAGUGGGAGAGUAGAAGUGGUGGAUCUAUUGUUGAAGAUGGGAGCAGAUGUGCUGAGUGCAGAUCAUGAAGGGAGGGUGCCUCUACAUUAUGCCAGUGCUCACGUUCACAGUCAGUGUGUUAUCUCCCUUAUAAAUGCUGGCCGAGCGGCGGUCAACAUUACAGACAGACGAGGGUGUACACCGCUACACUACGCCUCUGCAUGGGACCACGAUGCAAAAGUUGUGGAACUGUUACUUAAGAAUGAUGCCAGACCAAGCAUAAGAGACCAUGAAGGUUUUAACACAUUACACUAUGCAGCUGUGAAGGGACAUCGGCUUACCCUAGAAAUGUUAUUAGAUUGUGCCUCAACAGAUUUAAUACGGAGUGGAGCUCCAUUGUCUCCAGCCCAUAUUGCGGCCUAUAAUGGACAUAAUGAAGCUCUACACAUACUAUUAGGCUGUAUUAUGAAUCUAGAUAUCCGAGACUCACAUGGCCGGACCAUGCUAGACCUGGCUUGUCUCCAUGGCCACGCAGAAUGUGUGGAGACCCUCUUACUGCAGGGGGCCGCUAUUUUGGUCCAGGACAGCACCACUAGAAGGACGCCACUUCACUCAGCAGCUAUGAAUGGGCAUACGGAAUGUUUACGGUUGCUAAUGGAAACAGCUGAAGACAGCAAUAUCGUAGAUUGUACAGAUGUUUAUGAAAGAACUCCAUUAAUGAUGGCAGUGGCCAAUGGUCACGUCGACACAGUGUUGUACCUCAUAGCUAAUGGUGCCAUAGUCAAUGCUAAAGAUAGCCAGGGGAGGACUGCUUUACAUAGAGGGGCUGCUAACGGACAUGAGGAGUGUGUUGAUGCCCUCCUACAUAAUGGAGCGGACGUUACUGUCCGCGACCACAGAGGCAGAAUGCCGGCGUACCUGGCUGCUACCUGUGGUCAGGUGUGCAUACUGUCCAAUCUCCUCGCGAUGGGACCCAGCAGUAGUAAAUCGGAGGACCACUUAGGUUAUACACCUUUACACAUAGCUUGUUAUAAUGGCCAAGACAACUGUGUGGAAACCAUUUUAGAACAAGAAAAAAUAACUGAGCUUUCAGGGAACCCCUUCUCACCUCUUCAUUGUGCUGUGAUAAAUGGAAAUGAUACUUGUACAGAAAUUUUAUUAGAAGCUUUAGGUGAUAAAAUUGUGAACUUAACAGAUAGCAAGGGAAGGACCCCCCUACAUGCGGCGGCCUUCAGUGACCAGUGUGAAUCUAUGCAAAUGUUACUUAACCAUGGGGCACUGGUCAACCACUGUGAUACAACGGGGAAAUCCCCCAUCAUGCUCGCUGCAGCCAAUGGCCACGCAGCAGCA
Saccostrea cuccullata (small rock oyster) is the source of this 2523-nucleotide messenger RNA. RefSeq names its product serine/threonine-protein phosphatase 6 regulatory ankyrin repeat subunit A-like. The record is from RefSeq and is a predicted model, not a curated record. Gene Ontology annotation, molecular function: protein binding. The annotation marks the transcript as partial. NCBI's taxonomy places the organism in Eukaryota, Metazoa, Mollusca, Bivalvia, Ostreida, Ostreidae. The transcript is spliced from 22 exons.